CCAUUUAAAGUGGGAGUCUAAAGAUGGCAGCCAACGUCAGUAAAUUAAACAUGGCUCGAUUAAGAAGAAGUUCAGUGUUUUCAGUGUUCCAGUUAGACCUCCUCCGUGAAUUAGUCUGCGUCCUGGUGGCUUUUUGUGUUCUGACGCAGCAGUCGCUGGCAGACCAGCAGGAGUUUCUCGAAGACUUUCUGAAGCGGGAGUAUUCUCUGGUGAAACCGUAUCGAGGUCUGGGCUUCUCCAGCUCCUCCCAGUGGGAUCUGUUGGGAACGGCCAUGGUGACACCUGACCAUGUGAGGCUGACCCCAGACCAGCAGAGCAGGCAGGGAGCCGUGUGGAGCCGGAUCCCAUUCGUCUUGAGGGAUUGGGAACUUAGAGUUCACUUUAAAAUCCAUGGCGUCGGAAAGAAAAACCUAAACGGAGAUGGACUUGCCUUCUGGCUUACCAGAGAUCGCAUGCAGAAUGGUCCCGUUUUCGGCAACAUGAACCAGUUUGUUGGACUUGGAAUAUUUGUGGACACUUACCCAAACGCAGAUAAGACCCACGAUAGGACCUUUCCGUACGUCUCGGUAAUGCUGGGAAACGGAACCCUGACGUACGACCACGACCGUGACGGGAGGACCACCGAGCUCGGAGGAUGCACGGCCAUGACGCGCAAUUCCAUUUAUGACACCUUCCUUCUGGUCAGAUACUCCAAAAACAAAUUAACGCUCAUGGUGGAUGUGGACGGGAAACAGGAAUGGAGAGACUGUGCUGAAGUCAAUGGGCUGAGGCUUCCCAUUGGAUACUACCUGGGUGCCUCCUCUGUUACUGGAGACUUGUCAGAUAACCACGACGUCAUCUCAAUGAAAGUGUACCAGCUAUCUGUAGAGAGGACUCCAGAGGAGGAGGAGGAGGAGGAAGAGGUGGUCACCAUCCCGCGGGUGGACGACAUGUACCAGUUUCAAGUGGAUGUGGAGGAGGAGGGGAUGAGUGGGCUGCAGCUGUUCUUCACCCUGCUGUUCUCUGUCCUGGGCCUGGCCGUGCUGGCCGUGGUGGGACUGGUGCUUUACGGCCGCUGGAAGGAAAACAAGCGCAAACGCUUCUACUGAGAGGCGCUGCUUCUCAGAACACAGGUCCUCGGUGCACAUUAGAUCAACUGGAGACCGCCGUGCUGUAACUGGAACUCAGACCGACGACCUUCCAGGUCGAACGUGGAGAGAACACGAGCGGGAUGGACAGAUAAGUCAGGUGGAUAGUGUUUUUAUAUCUUUUAUUUUUUUUUUCUUUUAAGUUCUCUGGAGGAUGUGAAGGUCUCAGCAGGUUGUCUGCUGAGUGAGACUCUGUCCUCACCAACAGGAGGCAACAAAAGAAUCAAGUUUCUGGAAUCAAAUUGCUGUGUGGACUUCACUGACAUCAUGAUACGGAAGUUUGGAGAUGAGUUCGGCAACCCCCACCUCUUCAGUCACCUCACAGGUUGCACCUGAAAACAAAGUAAAGGAAUAAAACUGCCAGAGGAACUUCAGGUUGUUCCUGCAUUAAACAGAACUUGUUUAGGAAGCUGCUCCUGUUGCACUCCUGUUAAAGCAGGUCAAUACCUGCAGCCGUUAUCACUGUUAUUUGGUGUCUGAAACUCGGACUAAAGACUAAUUUAACAACAGCAAAAGAACCAGAAGUUAAUGCUGAAGUUUAAGGCAGCACACCACCAAUCAUCUUCCUGUGGGAAACACAGACUAAUGUCUGAUAGGAAAGUACAGCAGUGUAAAUAUAAGCACUGCUUUGCUGUUACACCAGGCAGGAAGUUUGACCCUAAACAAGUUCUGUUCUCAGCAGGACAUUUAUUGGUGACGCACCACCAUCAACCUAUACUUCCUGUCUAGCCAUUGGUUUCUCAGUUAGUAGCUCUGAAAGUGAAAGGGUUGUAAUAAUGAGAUGGUUCCAGCCGCCAUCUUCAGCCUCCUGGAACAACUCAUCAAGGUUUAUCUACAUGGACAUGCCAACAAAUGUUUACCUACUGCCUGUGUUUUUAAUCAGACAGUAUCUUUACAUCCUCUGUUCUCGUUGCCAGUUUCAACAGGAAAAUCAUUGGUGAAGCAAGGACACAAAAAAAUCUCUUUAAGUUCCUCUGUUCUGUUAUGAGUGUACAUUUAGCUCCAGUUUUUAAAUCUGUGACAUCACAAAUCUAAUUAUCCAAUCAGUGGACAGAUUGACUCUGCCUCAUGAGCUAAAAAAUUCUGUAAGCAAUUGCUGUCCUUUGAUUGGACAACUAGGUUUGGCAUUAAGUCCAGGCUGUCCAAUCAGUAUGAGGUGUGAAAACAUCAGAAGUAUUCAGAGCUCAGGAGUUCCAGAAAAUGUGAUUCCUGGGGAAAAAAAAAAAAAGUUUUCUCGAGUUUCACUAAAGUUCCUCUGUUUACUACAGAAGGUCCUCAAAGACAUGAAGGGAUUUCUUUUUUCUUUUUUUUUUUUUUUUACGAUACCUAGCAAAAGUAUUAGUUCCCCUCACAAAUUUUUGCAUUCUCUCACAAUAAUGUGCAAAUCAGUUCAUGUUGAAUCUUGAAUACUGAAAGUUUUUCUACUACAAUUUAAGGGUUUUGUCAGGUUCUUCCAUGUAUGUUAAUAUCUCGUUUCUGAGAUAUCUCAACUUUUAAAUCAUUUUCUUUAGAAUACAAAUGAACAUGGGCUUUCAUUCAAAACAGAAAGUUUCCUUAAGAAAGAAAAUCUACAUCCAAAGUAUUUGAACUAUUUUUGAGUUAUUUUCAUGGGGUAAUGAAGUCAUCUGACCAACCCCAACAGGGGUUAUGAGUUUGGAGAAAUUUCUCCAUCUUGGCUGCUGCUAGCAUGUGCUUGUUCUAAAUGAAAAUUAGCACUUUCUUUCUUUAUUUUCAAUUUUGCCUUAAAAUGAUUCAUUUCCUGCUAAAGAGCCCCGUGGCGUUUGCAAAACAUGCCACAGAAAAGCCACACCGGGCUAUAAGCCACAUGGUUCAAAACGUAGGAAAAAAGUAGCAGCUUAUAGUCCGAAAAAUACGGUAAUUAUGACUGCAGUACAAAUUAGACCAGGGUGUAUUUGCUAAUUUAUUGCGAGGGAAUGCAAUAUCUUUGUGACUUAACACACAGAACAAAAUGUCCCCUAGCGGGCUCUGUAGUUUUCUCUUUAGUUCAGAUAUUUUUUUUCUUUGCAGAUCUCAACUCUUUUCCACACAGGCAUCAUAUUCAGGAACCGGCUGACUUUCCAGCUGCUGUCUAUGGAAAAAUUGAUGGAUAAGCUGGUAAUCUUAUCGCUGCUAAUUAAUGAGACUCAUUAAAAAAAAAAAGAGCAUACUUUUCACUGGUUCCCUGUGAUGCACUGAAGCAGACACAUCCACAGACGGGAACAGGUCCCAUCAGGUAACUGUUUGUUUGAGAUUAUCCACUCUAGUUUCCUGCAGGCCUUGUUUUGUUAACUCAACCAAACCAGCAGUCUUCAAUUCAGCCUGCAGGUCGUAGCUGCCCGUUUAACUUUUACCUCCACUUUAAUCUGAAAUGUAGCUGCUAUGACCAAACAGCCAAGCUGUGGCUUGUUGCUGGAGUCUCGUUGAAGUGCCUCAUCAGGACCAGUACAGACAGUCCUGUCCGUCUGUAGCUUUAACAUGUUGUUUCUAGAUACAGGGGUGUCCAAACUGUGGCCUGGGGACCAUUUGCAGUUUCUAAGUGAUACAAAUUUGACUUUGACUUCUUUUUUUUUUAAUUAGAAAAAAAUUAUAAUUGAAAAGAAAAAAAUCAAUUAGUGUAUCCUACAUUUUUAAUUGACCCACAUAUUAAAAAAUUAAGACCCCCCACAAAGUACUCAUCUUUUCCUAACCAAACUUUCUGGACCACAUCUACCCACUAAUGCAAAGUUUGGUGCACCAAAAACUGCUUUUAAUUACACUAUUAAAACUUUGCCAAAUUCAUCAAGUGUUUUAAAAAUGAACGAGGACUUCUAUCAUGUUUUUAUUGCUGAGAAUCGGCUAAAUCUUUCUAUCAGUUUCUUUCAACAAAGAAAACUUGAGAAACCCUUUUAAAUAAUGACCACAUUUGUGUCGCACAACAAAUCUGACUCUUAUUUAAUUUAAAUAUUUAGUGCUUAGUUUAUUGUUUGAAAAAAUCUCAAAACUUGAUUUUACUUAUAAAACUAUUUUUUUACCCAAGUUACAAAACGUUUGGACGCCCCUGGUUUAUGCGAUUCAACAGAGACCUUUUUCUCUACUGUAUUGUUUUGAAACCAGUUUUAUCUGUGAGGAUUCAAGCAAUGCCGUUUAUCACCCAACAUGACUGCAGUUCUGUCCACGAAACUCUCUUAGGAGGACCUGGAGAUCCAGUGAGGAGCUUCAGCAGACUCACAGGCCGUCAGAUCUUCAUUGUGUUUUUCUCUAUGCAGAUCCACAUUUUUUGCAAUUUUGAGCCAUUUACCUCAAUCAUUCAUUUCAGUGUGAACCAAUUAGUUCUGUCGUUUUAAAUGUCAGUGAAGAAAUUAAUGCGGACACUGAUCUUUCCAUUAAAGUUUCUAUUCUUCCCUUAA
Gambusia affinis (western mosquitofish) is the source of this 4513-nucleotide messenger RNA. RefSeq names its product lectin, mannose-binding 2-like b (gene lman2lb). Gene Ontology annotation, biological process: endoplasmic reticulum organization; Golgi organization; endoplasmic reticulum to Golgi vesicle-mediated transport. Gene Ontology annotation, molecular function: D-mannose binding. Bases 24 to 1088 code for a protein of 354 amino acids. NCBI's taxonomy places the organism in Eukaryota, Metazoa, Chordata, Actinopteri, Cyprinodontiformes, Poeciliidae. Gene Ontology annotation, cellular component: endoplasmic reticulum-Golgi intermediate compartment; Golgi membrane; COPII-coated ER to Golgi transport vesicle. The transcript has 8 exons. The record is from RefSeq and is a predicted model, not a curated record.